Prionailurus viverrinus (fishing cat) is the source of this 543-nucleotide messenger RNA. It is a transcript of the gene PVALB, whose product is annotated as parvalbumin. The coding region runs from base 20 to 352 and encodes 110 amino acids. The transcript is spliced from 4 exons. The record is from RefSeq and is a predicted model, not a curated record. Lineage: Eukaryota; Metazoa; Chordata; Mammalia; Carnivora; Felidae. Gene Ontology annotation, cellular component: nucleus; cytoplasm. Gene Ontology annotation, molecular function: calcium ion binding.
CCGCUCCAACAGUUGCAGGAUGUCGAUGACAGACUUGCUCGGCGCUGAGGACAUCAAGAAGGCGGUGGAGGCCUUUACCGCUGUCGACUCCUUCGACUACAAAAAGUUCUUCCAAAUGGUCGGCCUGAAGAAGAAGAGCCCGGAUGACAUAAAGAAGGUGUUCCACAUCCUGGAUAAAGACAAGAGCGGCUUCAUCGAGGAGGAUGAGCUGGGAUUCAUCCUAAAGGGCUUCUACCCAGAUGCCAGAGACCUGUCUGUGAAAGAAACCAAGAUGCUGAUGGCCGCUGGCGAUAAGAAUGGGGACGGCAAGAUCGAUGUCGAUGAAUUCUUCUCUCUGGUGGCCAAAAGCUAGGAGGCUGUGACUACCCCAGGCCUUCCCCCUCUCUGCCCCAAACACCCAAUCUCAGCCCCUCGAGCUGCCCUCCUGCGUUUCUGUUCAGUGUGUUUAUGUUAUUUUUUACUCCCCCCACCCCCCUGUGGCCCUCAAACGACAUCAUUCUUCUGGAAAAUGCUGGAGAAACAAUAAAGGCUGCACCAAUCAGA